AUGACGGAGAACCAUACCCCUUCUACUACACAGGCGACAUUGCCAGCACCUGUUGCUGAAGCGCCGACUCAAACAACCCCAAAUCCCGCCUCAGUAACUGCGACUGCUGCCGCCGCCACUGCAGCGGUGAACAGCCCCUCUAUGAACGGCGCCGGCGAACAGUUGCCUUGCCAGUGGGUUGGAUGCACUGAAAAGUCGCCCACUGCCGAGUCUCUUUAUGAGCAUGUUUGUGAACGUCACGUUGGACGUAAAAGCACCAACAACCUCAACCUGACCUGCCAGUGGGGCACUUGCAACACCACAACAGUAAAGCGUGAUCAUAUCACCUCUCACAUCCGUGUUCAUGUGCCCCUUAAGCCUCACAAAUGUGACUUCUGCGGCAAGGCUUUCAAGCGCCCCCAAGAUCUGAAGAAGCAUGUCAAAACUCACGCAGACGAUUCCGAGAUUCGCUCCCCCGAACCGGGCAUGAAACAUCCUGAUAUGAUGUUCCCUCAAAACCCCAAGGGCUACGCUGCCGCCACACAUUACUUCGAGAACCCAAUCAACGGAAUCAAUGGCCAAUAUCCACACGCACCGCCCCCGCAAUACUACCAGCCACACCCCCCUCCUCAGGCCCCCAACCCACAUUCCUAUGGCAAUGUAUACUACGCCCUGAGCCAAGGACAAGAUGGGAACCACCCCUAUGACCGUAAGCGCGGAUAUGACGCGUUGAAUGAGUUUUUUGGUGACCUGAAGCGCCGCCAAUUCGACCCUAAUUCAUAUACUGCGGUCGGCCAGCGCCUACUGGGCCUGCAGGCUCUUCAGCUUCCCUUCCUCAAUGGUCCUGUGCCUGAAUACCAGCAAAUGCCUGCCUCUGUUGCGGUCGGUGGUGGUGGUGGUGGUGGUGGUGGUUACAGCCCUGGAGGUUCCCAGCCUCCUGGCUACCACCUUCCCCCCAUGUCCAAUGUUCGGACUAAGAACGAUUUGAUCAACAUCGAUCAGUUCCUCGAGCAAAUGCAGAACACUAUUUACGAAAGCGACGAGAAUGUGGCUGCUGCUGGCGUUGCCCAGCCCGGUGCGCAUUACCUCCCGCCAAGCCACGUUACCGCAACUUCAGCCCCCAUGUCGGCCCACUCCCCAUCGGUCGGCACCCCGGCUCUCACCCCACCUUCCAGUGCGCAGUCAUAUACUUCUAACCGCUCUCCCAUCUCCAUGCACCACUCCCACCGCGUGUCGCCUCCUCACGAGAGCGGCCCCGGUAUGUACCCCCGCUUGCCGUCGGCCACUGUCGCCGACAGCAUGAAUGCAGGCUACCCGACCGCCUCAGGUGCUGCACCACCCUCUACUCUGAGCGGCGCGUAUGACCACGACGACCGCCGCCGCUACACUGGCGGUACCUUGCAACGCGCCCGGCCGGCCGAGCGUGCUGUCGCCGAGGACCGCAUGGACAUCUCACAGGAUGGCAAGUAUGACGGCGAGCGCACUCCCAAGUCCGCUGCUCAUAUCUCAGAGAGCUUGAUUGACCCCGCUCUGUCGGGCACUGAUACCGAUCACGACGUAGUCAAGCGUACUGCGCAGGCAGCCACUGAAGUUGCCGAGCGGGAUGUCAACGUUGCCUGGGUUGAGAAGGUCCGCUUGCUCGAGAACCUGCGUCGUUUAGUUUCGGAACUGCUCGAGGCUGAUAGUCUUGCUGCUGGAUAUUCAGUGCAGUCCUUCUCGGCUUCUCCCACGCCAGGACUUGAUGCCAUGGAGGGUGUUGAGACUGCCACUCUACGUGCCGCUUCUGAACAGCCCAAGGAAGAGUCUAGCAAGUCAAGUGAGGGAGUCUUCUAUCCCACGUUACGUGGCUUAGACGAGGAUGAGGAUGGAGAUUCCAAAAUGCCCGAGUAA
Molecule: messenger RNA, 1869 nt
Organism: Penicillium vulpinum
Lineage: Eukaryota; Fungi; Ascomycota; Eurotiomycetes; Eurotiales; Aspergillaceae
Gene: pacC
Product: putative C2H2 transcription factor PacC
Exons: 3
Coding region: 1-1869 (622 amino acids)
Biological process (GO): positive regulation of transcription by RNA polymerase II
Cellular component (GO): nucleus
Source: RefSeq, a predicted model, not a curated record